AUGUCAGCUGCAAACGAAGCAACCGCUUUCUUUCUGCCGCGGCAUCACGCCCCCCUCUGGGCAGUGUACCGGGUGAACGUGCAUCUGAUGGGCGCCAAGGACGCCAUCAAAAACUCCUUCACUGUUGACGACAACGUCUGUACUGGGUGGCCGUGCAUCUCGUGGGCAGCGUCAUGGCAGCAUUCUCCAUUCUCUCCCUCCCCACCCAUCUCUCCUCCAGAAUGCAUGGAGGACAGAGUAGCAUGCACACUGGAGGCUAGAAGGCAUAGAGGACAGAGUAGCAUGGACACUGGAGGCUGUGGAAGGCUCAGUGUGUGCACUGCUCUUCUCCUCCCCACAUCUCUCCUCCAGCGCACGUGGGCGCUGCUAGAAGGCACGGAGGACAGAGUGGCAUGGGCGCUGGAGGCUGUGGGGCUGUGGGAGGUUGUGGCACGCACUGCUGAAGAGGGAUGGGGCUCGCACGUGGGCGUUACUAGAGGGUACGGAGGACAGGGUGGUGGCAUGGGCGCUGGAGGCACGCACGUGGGCGCUACUAGAGGGCACGGAGGACUGAGUGGCAUGGGCGCUGGAGGCUGUGGGAGGCGCACGUGGGCGCUACUAGAGGGUACGGAGGACAGAGUGGCAUGGGCGCUGGAGGCAGUGGGGCUGAAGCACCUGUCAAGAGAGCCAGCCAGCAUUCUCAGCAUGGGCCAGGUGAGUGCUGGGGGAGGUGUUAUGUGCCAAUCAGAUGCGUUCUGGGCAAGCCCUCCGCUCUUCCCCCUCUUCUCCCAGCACAAUUGCUUACUGGCCAGUCGCCAUUCCUCGUUCCCUCUGGUAUUGGACGAGCCCUCCGUGGGGCCGUACGUGUACGUGACUGCUCUUCCCCCUCUUCUCCCAGCACAAUUGCUUACUGGCCAGUCGCCAUUCCUCGUUCCCUCUGGUAUUGGACGAGCCCUCCGUGGGGCCAGCAAGCGCUUACAGCUGGCCCGAUUCCUGGCGAUUCCCCGCUCAUUGUGGCCAUUAGACGAGCCAUCCGGGGGGCUGGACCUGGCUGGGGUUGAGCUGCUAGAGGGAAUGAUAGAGGAGCACAGGGGUGCAGGGGGCAUUGCCUUUCGCAAGCGCCUGCAGCUGGCCCGGCUCUUGGCCAUCCCCCGCUCAUUGUGGCUAUUAGACGAGCCAUCUGUGGGGCUGGACCUGGCUGGGGUUGAGCUGCUAGAGGGAAUGAUUGAAGAACACAGGGGCGCAGGGGGCAUUGCCUUUGUCGCCACACACACGCCCAUCCAACUUUCUUCCUGCUUUCACCUCCGCUUCCCCGUCAGGUGUGUAACUCUAGUGGCCCUCCCUUAG
Molecule: messenger RNA, 1326 nt
Organism: Closterium sp. NIES-65
Lineage: Eukaryota; Viridiplantae; Streptophyta; Zygnematophyceae; Desmidiales; Closteriaceae
Source: the annotation of a GenBank genome assembly